Molecule: messenger RNA, 1770 nt
Organism: Drepanopeziza brunnea f. sp. 'multigermtubi' MB_m1
Lineage: Eukaryota; Fungi; Ascomycota; Leotiomycetes; Helotiales; Drepanopezizaceae
Biological process (GO): carbohydrate transport; transmembrane transport
Cellular component (GO): plasma membrane
Molecular function (GO): carbohydrate:proton symporter activity
Source: RefSeq, a predicted model, not a curated record
AUGAGGAACCCCUUCCCAUCGCAUCCGUCCAGCGAUACCGCAACGGCCGUCAAGACCGGCGUGGCACAUCCUGAUCCAGACGCGACGAGCACGAUUCCCCAUGUCACGAUCCGUACCGUGGUCAUGACCUGUCUGGUCGCCAUGGGUGGCUUUAUCUUCGGCUACGACACGGGGCAGAUCUCGGGUUUUCUAGAGAUGCCCGUGUUCUUGGAGCGCUUUGGGCAGAGCACCACCAACCUGGACAAGUAUCCUACCGGCUACUACUUUACGAAUGUAAGGAGUGGCUUGAUUGUGGGUUUGCUAUCCAUCGGUACAUUAAUCGGCUGCCUCAUCGCCGGCCCCUUCGCUAAUAAGUACGGGCGCAAGUGGUGUAUCCCCGUUUGGUGCGUGAUCUUCUGUAUCGGGGUCGUCGUGCAGAUGGCCGUCGGCACGGGAGACUGGAUAGGUAUUGUUAUGGGAAGAUGGACCGCAGGGCUCGGCGUGGGCGGGCUCUCCGUGCUCGUCCCGUUGUACAUGUCCGAGACGAGUCCGGUGCCGGUUCGCGGCGCCGUCGUCUCCUGCUACCAGCUCUUCAUCACCAUCGGCAUCUUCACCGCCGACUGCAUCAACUACGGCACCGAGAGCCGCGCCGACACGGGCUCCUACCGCAUCCCCAUGGGCAUCGGCUACAUCUGGGCCCUGAUGCUGGGCAUCGGCAUCGUCUUCCUCCCCGAAUCGCCCCGACACGAUUGGAAUCACGGGCGUGCGGACCGCGCCCGGACCACCAUGUCCCAGUUCUACGGCCUCAGCGAGCACCACCCCCUGAUCGAGAGCGAGACGGCCGAGAUCGAGAAGGUGAUGCAGGCCACCGCCGGGGAUCACCCUUGGUAUGAAGCCCUUACCGGGCCUCGGAUGCUCUACCGGGUCGCGCUGGCUAUGGCCCUGCAGAUGCUGCAACAGCUCACGGGUGCCAACUACUUCUUCUACUACGGCACCACCGUCUUCAGCGGCGUCGGCCUGGAGAAUUCCUAUGUGACCGCCAUGAUCCUCGGUGGUGUCAAUGUCGGCGCGACCUUCGUCGGCGUCUAUCUCGCGCGCCGCGGUCGCCGGCGCGAAUCCCUGUACCUAGCUGCCCUCUGGCAGACUAUGUGCUUUCUCAUCUUUGCCUCGGUGGGGCAGUUCCUCUUCAAGGAUUCCGCGGCGGGCUCGACGACGGCCAAGACGUCCGGCACAGUCAUGAUUGUUUUCGCGUGCCUCUUCAUCGUCUCCUUCGCCAUGACCUGGGGCCCGCUGGUGUGGGCGUGCAUCGGCGAGAUGUUCCCCUACCGAUACCGCGCCGUCGGCAUGGCCUUCGCCACGUCGGCCAACUGGUUCUGGAACUUCAUGCUGGCCUUCUUCACACCCUUCAUCACGGGCGACAUUGGCUUCGCCUACGGCUACGUCUUUGCCGCCUGCAAUCUCGCCGCCUUCGUCCUCGUCUACUUCUUCCUCAUCGAGUCGGCUGGCCGCACACUCGAGGAGGUCGAUGCCAUGUACCUGCUGCACGUGCCCCCGCGGCAGAGCGCCCGCUUUGCCUUCGAUGCCGAGACCAGCGGCAUGGUGGAUGCGGGUGGCAUCGGGACCGAUCACAUGCGGUUGGAGGGACAGGGCAUGCGGGUCCGAAAGCAGAAGGAGGCGGGCGAGGGCGGCAUAGUGCAGGACGAGGGCGUGCCGAUGGUGAAGGACGAGAGUAGCAUGGAGGUGCCGCCGAUGAGCGGGGCUGGUGCUGGUGGUGGUGAGCGUAAAAGCUAG